UCAAAUUGCUGUCGAUCACAAAAUGCGAAACUCUAUUGGCUGGUCAACUGUCUACGACAACAAUGUAAACAACCGUUGUCUGACUACAUAUCCCAGGAUGCAACACAGCCACACAAUUCGAAAAGUAAGCGGAGCUCGUUUUUUGAGAAACAUCAAACUAUACGACGAAUUUGCAAUGAGCUGGUGGUUAUAUUCAGAUGUAGUUUGUUUUUCAGAGUUUAAAUAGCGUAUAGCUUGUUAAAUAGUGAGCUAAAAGACCGUUUAAUCCCAUAGUAACGUAAUGACGCGACGGUUAAGAAACGCUCAUGCAACAUAGAAACCCUGUCAUUCGGAUCACAUAGUUAAACUAUUGUCUUUAUUUAGACAUUUAUGGGUGCUACAGUAUGACGAAACUUCACUUGCGUCCUGUGUUUUUAUUAAGAAGUACAGAUUUGCAGGAACGCUAUGAGAUCAAGCGGUGCAGCUGUUUUCACAAGACAAAAUCCAUUUCCUCCGGAUCCCCCUUUGUCCAGGAGACAUUACAGUCCAUCUAGAUCCAGAAAAAUCCCAAAGCAACAAAAAAGACUGGCCUUGAGUCCUGUCCGGUUUACUGAGGCACCCAGACCUUCAGAUCCUCCUACUCAGGAGCCACCUUUGAAGACAGAGGACGGGGUCUGCCAUGAGAGAUUACAUAGUGUCCUGCUCUGCCCUCCCACUACUGAACGCCAACUGAGCUACUCCGAGUCUUGGCCUUCUACUGACCUGAGUUGCUCUACAGACAACACUAACACUUCUGCCUGCUCUGAAGCUCAGAUGCAAGCCGUGAGAAACAUGGUUGCACCAGCGACAAUUGAGACAAAGGAACCCUCAGUUCUUUCAAAGUACAUCGAAAACUUCCGUUUCGGAAAGCCACAGAGUCAAGAAGAAAGACGCCUUCAGGCAGCUGACUGCGAAGAUGACCAGCCGUUUUGGUGGAUGUCCACAUCUCCUCCAUCCAGUUCAACACCAACACAACCAUCACAGAAAUAUAUCAGAGAACCACUUGACCUCAUGAACGAUGGCCCCGCCAGCACCGAGAGCCCCAUCUCAAAGCCACGGCAUGGUGACACCACGCUGUCUCCAGCUAGACACAUGCUUGAUCUUAGUAUGCUGACAUUAACUGAAUCGUUCCACUGUGAUCAAGAAGAACCAGAGAUACUGCAGCUACAGGAGCGGGCCAGCCGUUUACUGCAGAGGAGUGAGCAUUCACUCAGCAGUGGCUCCGUGCCUAUCAGCUCUGAGGGUCUGGGCUGCUCUGAUUUCUCCUCCUCCGUAAGCACUGAUGAGCCGGUCCGAAGACCAUUCGUGCCCACCUUAACAGGCUCAACCAACAAGCCCAGUUUGUGCAAGGGAACGUCUUUUCCUCCUGCAGUUGGUUCUGAGAGAUCAGGUGUCCGUCGUGAAGAUGACAUAUUGUUUCAGUGGCGACUAAGGAGGAAGAUGGAACAGGCCAGACAAUGGAGUCAGGAGGCCCCUUCCCACAAUUCUGUUCUCCAUAUACCUCUAUCUCACAGUGUUGGACCAAACCAGAAGGCACACUGUGGCAAUUUAAACAGCAUGCCUCAUCAGAGAGCACACCUCUCAUUCACACCGGUCACCCUCGCUAACCUUGAUCCUCCAGUCCCUGAGUCUGCUCUCCCUAUGUCAAGCCCCAGCAUCUCCAGACUCCAGCCUGAAGUCACCCGGGAGCAGCCAGACCAUGAUAUCCAACCCAAACCCCUUCCCCAGCAAAGACUGUCCUCAAGGAAAGCUGUCACAAAGCAACCACAACAUCACAAGCCAAUCAGAACACAAGUCAACAUCCCAGAGACCACAGCAGAUCACCACAGAAGGCAGAAGUCAUCUUCUCCAUCUCCACAGACUUCUGAUAGCACAGAGGAGCGGUGGCCGGUUCCUCACGAGAACAAAGACACAGCAGUCAAAGGAAAGUCUGAAAAUGAGAGACGUGAGAAGUUUGCACCUUCAUGUCGAAAGAAAAAAUCUGAACGACAUGGUGGCGACCGAGGCAACAGUGCAAUGAGGGUCAGACAUGCUAGGGGUCAUGAAGGGGUCAGUUGCAAACCGGAGGAGCCGAGUGGAAAAAGCAGGUGGCAGGAAGAGGGUCAAAGGUCGACACGAGGAGGACGGUCUGGAAAUCGAGCACCACCUCCUUCACCUAUACAUAAUGCUCUGGGACAGGUUGUCUCUGAGGUGCUUUUUGCCGGUACAGACUCUCCAAGCCAGUGCAAGACUCCAAGUUCUUCAGAUUGCCCGGUAUAUACCCCGCCUCCACCCCCACAAUCCCCUGUUGCCUCUUCUGGUAUGCAGCAGCCCUUGGAGGUCAUAGGUCAACUCAUGCAGGAUGCGGAAGACUCAGAUGGGCAGGAAUUUGAAGACGAUCCUUUGUUGCAAGUCCUCAGACAGCAGAGGAAAUGGGUGAAGGAGCAACUUUGUGAGGUUGAUAAGAUGCUCCAGCAGCUCUGAAGCACCUGUUUAGUGAUGCAAUGUUUCACAUUAUCAUGUUUAUUUUGAUACUAUUUAUUCUGUUAUGUAUGAAUGCAUUUCUAAAUAAAGACCUUUGCAAAUAAACAAGGGUGUUACAAUAUAUUUAUUGAUAUUCAUACUGUACAUCACACAAAUAGUAGAUCAACUAAAUAAUACUUACAUAGUUCAUU
Labeo rohita (rohu) is the source of this 2672-nucleotide messenger RNA. RefSeq names its product proline and serine rich 3 (gene proser3). The record is from RefSeq and is a predicted model, not a curated record. The coding region runs from base 445 to 2481 and encodes 678 amino acids. Lineage: Eukaryota; Metazoa; Chordata; Actinopteri; Cypriniformes; Cyprinidae. The transcript is spliced from 13 exons.